Molecule: messenger RNA, 1645 nt
Organism: Ciona intestinalis (vase tunicate)
Lineage: Eukaryota; Metazoa; Chordata; Ascidiacea; Phlebobranchia; Cionidae
Source: RefSeq, a predicted model, not a curated record
AUUCAUAUUUUCAUUUACCUCAUUAAUUUAUAUUUUCAUUCACCUCACUCUUAGAUUGAUGAAUACGAAUAAAAAUGGCGACGAGCUCGGUAGCGGAAUCGGGUGUAACAUAGUUGAUCACGCCAAUGGUUCUUACACAAUUUCUGCUCCGUUACUCUGGCCUGGUAAUUCAACUCUAUUUGUUGAUCUGGUCCACCCUAGUGAAGCUGUCGUGGCCCUUGUUUACUAUAGUGCGGCGGGGAAGGAUAAUGGAGUUAAAUUUGUAUCGACGUACCCCACUGGAGAAGAAGUUUACUGCCAUGUUGAUAUGCAACCUCAGCCUAGUCGCCCUUUGUGUGAUUUCUCACAACCAGAAAAAGGAGGUUCGUGGUUUUGUUUGUCAACUGCAAACGGGGAUUGUCCCGGUCACGUCAAUUACACACAGGCAAAGCUGUUCUCGAGAGUUUCGUACGUUGGAACUACUCCACUUUUUUUUGAAGGAAAAACAUGGAAAAUGCCCUUAAACUUUCAAGGUGGUUCGAUUAUGGUAAAGAACUCAAAUUUCACCAAAGAUUUAAUAAACUCCUUGCCGAUUUGUAAAAGUACAUCCGGAAUGUCCGAAGAUUCGUUCGAGUUUCGUGCUGAAAAACAUUCCGGGUUUUACUUGAACUACAAAUGGCAAUCUCUUCAAUGUAAACCGCGCUCAAAAGGUUUCAAAUUCGAGGAAUGUUUGCGAGAUACAGUUGUUUAUUUUAUCGGUGACUCCACGAUGCGCCAGUGGUAUAUAGCGUUGGUAAAACUUCUCAAAUUUCAGGACCACCCAACUAAAAUGAAAGCGAAGCCUGGACAUAAAAUUUGGCAAGCACCUCGCGUUGGUUACCAAACAGACUACAAUAUAACCUUGUAUUAUAGAUCUCACGGUAUGCCCCGGUACAACCCUGGGCCGCCAGAAUCGCAUCCGUUUAUAGUGGACACUCUAAACGAAAUCCCAACAGAAGAUGGGCGUAAUGUAGUCGUAGUUAUUAACAUUGCUCUUCAUUUCCAGUUGAUAGAUCCAAUUUUCUACAUCCAAAGGGUAGAAGCUGUAAAACGAUCGGUUGUGCAGUUGCAGCUUCGUUCGCCUGGUGUACGGGUUUUUAUUCGAGGUUGCAUUCGCCACCGAAACAGCGCAAAAUUUGUCCCGACCGAGUGGUAUAGCUUCAGACUGUGUAAAAUACUUCGCAAGACGUUUCAAACAGUCUCUGGCGUUGGUUUUAUCGACACUUGGCAAAUGACAACAGUUUAUCCCAAUUAUUUUAACAUACACCCAAAAGAAAGCGUAAUUCCCCAGCAUAUUGCUGCAUUUUUAUCCUACAUGUGUUAAAGCUAGAAAUGUCAGUAUAACGAAAAUUAGGGCAAACUUAGCAAGUUCGUACCGCUCUCUUAACACAUCAGAAAAGGCCUAUUUUAUAAAGAACACCGGACUCAAAAAACACGCAAGAUGUGUCGCUUAUAUGCAGAUACAUCAUUAGACUUCAAGUCACAUGAAUAUUACUUCAAUUUAAAAUACCAGUUUCGUAAAAGUAUGUUGGGUAAUUUAUAUAGUAUUGCAUGCGCCCGAGUGCAAUUUAUACGUAAUUUAACCAAAGAAUUUCCAACUUAUCAAUAAAACUAGUAAAAUCCACUU